AUAGUCGCCCCGGAUAAUGCCUGAGGGUCCUGUGAGCAAAAACAAACAAGCGCUGGACUCCGUUCCACUGCAUUCAUGACUUAAUGUUGUUUACCGAUUUUUCUUUACUAGUCACGUAAAAAUGUAUGCGAUUUUAAAUUCGUUGUAAGGUCUGCAAACAUUUUACCAACGGGUUGGCUUAGUCACGGGCUUUCCACGGAAGAAUAAAAAAAUAAUAAUUUUGAUUUUAACAUCAAACGUUUGGAUAUCAGACAGUAGUCAUAAUUGGCGGGGUGGCAAGGUAUUUUUUUGUGACAGUUGGACUUUUUCUGGGCUUUUUUGAAGAGGGCGGCGCUGUUGAAGUAUGUCUGGAAUUGCGUUGAGUAGACUGUCACAGGAGCGUAAAGCCUGGAGAAAAGAUCAUCCAUUUGGUUUUGUGGCUGUGCCAACCAAGAACCCAGAUGGCACCAUGAAUCUAAUGAAUUGGGAGUGUGCAAUACCAGGCAAAAAGGGGACUCUUUGGGAGGGAGGUCUUUACAAACUCAGAAUGUUCUUUAAGGAUGAUUACCCAUCUUCCCCACCAAAAUGUAAGUUUGAGCCUCCCAUCUUCCACCCAAAUGUUUAUCCUUCAGGUACAGUGUGUCUGUCCAUACUGGAGGAAGAGAAGGACUGGAGGCCAGCCAUCACUAUCAAACAAAUUUUACUGGGCAUCCAAGAGCUCCUGAAUGAGCCCAACAUUCAGGACCCAGCACAGGCAGAGGCCUACACGAUAUACUGUCAAAACAGAAUGGACUACGAGAAGCGCGUGAGGGCGCAAGCUAAGAGAUUUGCUCCAACAUAGAGCGGCAGGUGCACAAUCUAACAGUCUGUGCCUAGCCAAUUGUUCACCACUCAGUAAAAAACCCAAAACUGCAGCUGAGUGUAAAUAAAGAUUUAAUGUGUCUUCAGCACUGAAUUGAACGAGUAGCUCUUAAGAAGAAAAGGAAUCAAAACUGAAGUUGAUGUUGGCUGUUUUGUUACCAGUGUUGUUAUAAAAGUGAUGGGAAAGGUUAUUUCUUUUUUUUUAUUGAUGGAAACUGGUUUAAGAUCAUUCACAAUGGAGCAAUCUUCCCUCAAGCAAGGAUGUAAUAGAUAAAGGGGUUUUGUAUAUUGCCUAUAGGCUAUAUAAACAAUAUGAAACAUAUUUACUUUUCUUUUUUACAGUUUUACUGUUUCAUAACUUUUAAUUAAAAUGUGUGGCCAUAAUAUAUGUGAUGAGUGUAUGAAUUAUUUGAAUAAAACUAAAAAGUGGUUAAAGGAAUAGUUCACCCCCCAAAAAAUUCACUCUUC
Molecule: messenger RNA, 1308 nt
Organism: Myxocyprinus asiaticus (Chinese sucker)
Lineage: Eukaryota; Metazoa; Chordata; Actinopteri; Cypriniformes; Catostomidae
Product: SUMO-conjugating enzyme UBC9-like
Exons: 7
Coding region: 344-820 (158 amino acids)
Biological process (GO): protein sumoylation
Cellular component (GO): nucleus
Molecular function (GO): SUMO conjugating enzyme activity
Source: RefSeq, a predicted model, not a curated record